ACAGGAGAGAUGCAGGCUCACAAAUUCGUCGAGGAUUUUUCAACGCACCUUCACCAAAAAAAAUCACUUUGCAGCGCAGAAAGACAAUGUCGCCAUCUGGUGGGAUUUUUCCCAAGUACUGUUGCAGCUGACAAGUCAAAGAAGUGGGGCUUAAAAAGUCAUUGAAGAGCGGAGAGAUUUUUCAGAUCCCACAAGAAUACUUUGGUGGAAUUUUAGAAUGCAGAGUGUUAUUAAUUCCGUAAAGGGAACAGCCCUGGGUGUAGCUGAAUACUUGACUCCAAUCCUUAAGGAGUCAAAAUUUCGUGAGACAGGCGUACUGACUCCGGAAGAAUUCAUUGCUGCUGGAGAGCAUUUGGUACAUCAUUGCCCUACGUGGCAAUGGGCCAUGGGGGAUGAAACUAAAAUCAAGGCGUACCUCCCGAAAGAUAAGCAAUUCCUCAUUACACGAAAUGUUCCCUGCUACAGGCGCUGCAAGCAAAUUGAGUACGUGGGUGAGGAGACAAUUGUCGAGGAGGACGACCAGGAGGGUGGAUGGGUUGAGACACAUCACUACGAUGAGACGAAUGCAUCGGGUUUGGAUGAAAAAGUGUCCGAGAUGACGCUGGAAUCGAGUAAAGUGGAUGCAAUGGAGGAUGCUGAUGAGGAGAGUCAAAACAAUGAGGAGGAGGAGGAGGAUGAUGAUGAGGAAGCAGCUGAUAUGGAGAUGUUUGAGGAAAGUGGAAUGCUCGAGCAAGUAGAUCCGGCUACAGCAACGAGAAUUCGUAAACCCGAUCCACCAAAACCAUCCACAUCCACGGAGGCAGAAGGAGAUUCUGUAGUCCAUACGCGUACCUAUGAUCUUCACAUUACCUACGAUAAGUACUAUCAGACACCGAGACUUUGGGUCGUAGGGUACGAUGAGAAUCGAAAACCUCUGACUAUGGAGCAAAUGUAUGAGGAUGUGAGUCAGGAUCAUGCCAAGAAGACGGUCACAAUGGAGACACAUCCUCAUAUCCCAGGGCCAAAUAUGGCCUCAGUACAUCCCUGCAAACAUGCUGAUAUAAUGAAGAAAAUUAUUCAAACUGUGGAGGAUGGUGGCGGAGAGCUUGGGGUCCACAUGUACUUGAUAAUCUUCCUGAAAUUCGUACAGACCGUCAUUCCCACCAUUGAGUACGAUUUUACGCAAAAUUUCAGCAUGAAGAACUAAAAAGGAUAAAACAACAGCAGCAGCUCUAAUCUUCAGCUCACAUUCUGAAUUCUCAGCUUUUUAUGGCAGAUUUUUUGCAUGCAAAUUAUGAAUAAAAAAAAAAUUGUGACUGCAGAAAAUUGAAUUUUACAUAAAAGAAAAAAAAAGAAA
Molecule: messenger RNA, 1336 nt
Organism: Lutzomyia longipalpis
Lineage: Eukaryota; Metazoa; Arthropoda; Insecta; Diptera; Psychodidae
Gene: Atg3
Product: ubiquitin-like-conjugating enzyme ATG3
Exons: 4
Coding region: 218-1186 (322 amino acids)
Biological process (GO): nucleophagy; autophagosome assembly; autophagy of mitochondrion
Cellular component (GO): cytoplasmic ubiquitin ligase complex; cytosol
Molecular function (GO): Atg8-family ligase activity
Source: RefSeq, a predicted model, not a curated record